Messenger RNA from Paramuricea clavata, 3354 nucleotides. The record is from the annotation of a GenBank genome assembly. NCBI's taxonomy places the organism in Eukaryota, Metazoa, Cnidaria, Anthozoa, Malacalcyonacea, Plexauridae.
ACUAAACAAGAAUUCUGACGUCUUAUUUAAAAUUCUUCUAUAGUACGCAUGGAGAGAACAGAGAAAGGAGAUACUGAUAGAAAGCAAGGUGAAGAUAAAGCAACAGUUGCUGAAGAGGACACAAAAUCGACUAAAACUCGAGCUGUUGUAGAAGCUAACUCAAAUUUAACUUAUGAAAAUUAUGAAACUUCUAAGAAUUCAGAAUGUGGAGAUUCUAAGAAUUACAGUCAAGCAGGAGAAUCUGAUCGGAAAAUAAAUGAUGAUUCGGAGAAAGGUAUGAGCUAAUAUUUCAUCAUGUUGAUUAGCGUUAAAAUUAAAAUAUUUUCAAUGACUCAUUAAUUAAUGACUAGAGAUCUUUGAUUGAAACUUUUGGAACUUUCCCUAAUAUUUUUUCGAUUGGAAAAAGGAUAUUAGUUUAGGGCAUAGGUUGUAUAGGUAGUUUAGAAUGGUAAUUCAUAUUGUCAAUUGACAAUGGUUAGUGAAACGUAGUCACCAUUACUGCAUGCGCGAUUCGCGUUAUAUUAUUUUUUACAUACACCAAUGAAAAUGAAAGAAAACGUCGAUAUCUCAGACAGCGUUUACAUGCAAGAAGAUAAUAUAUAUUGUCUUUGAACUCAAUUAUAUAGUUCUUUGUAUUCGUACUAAAUUCAAUGGAGCAUGAACAAGAACAUUUUAUUUAUGUCUUGUUUAAUAGUCAAAUUAUAUACAGGAUGUCUAAAAAAAAACGCUACGGAAAUUCAACAGACUGUUGUGCAUCACAAACUUAACUAAACAGUUUAAUUUUUACAUAGGACGAAACAGCUAUUAUUUAGCUUUUCUAUGAUACUUUUCUUAAACCGUAUAUAACGAUGAGAAAUGGCCACAUACUCGUCAAAUAAAAAUUGUCGGACGAAAUCACAUUCUUCCACCGUUGGCGUUGGGAAUUGAAAGUAGCUACAUUAAUUAUGCAAAGUUAAUCAAUCCAAAAGCAACGCAAGCCUUCUGCAAGGUACCUGUUUCGUAAAACGUUUUGAUUACUAAUGUUCUCUGUUCAGUGGUUAAUGGAACCAUGUUUAAUGCAAUAAUGGACGUUCUUAUGGUCUCACUGAGACAAAGAUGGACGAGUUGAGCUUAUUUUAGAUAAUUUAACAUUUAUCACUUACUUACUGAGACCGAGGGAAACAGUGUGUUUUGUGGACCCGAGACCGUCGAUGUCGUUUUGUGGACCCGAGACCGUCGAAACAUCGACGGUCGAGGGUCCACAAAACACACUGCUUUCCCGAGGUCUCAGUAAAUAAGUGUUUUAUUAUAUAUCAAUAGUCAAAGAAACAACAAAUUAAAGAACAAAUGAACGUAAAGACACGAAAUAUUUUAUUGUUAAAACGUUAUAUUAAACACUGGCUACACUGCAGUUAUAAGAAGCGAAAGUUUUAAUUACGUACUAGGCAUGUCCAAAGGUCGCACCUUCACGUGAUGGCGCACGUGAUUUUUUUUGUUAUUCGCCGGUCGAUAACGUAUUAUCUCCCUCUCGCGCUGUUGCGAGGGAGACAGCCUAAUUUCGUCACUCUCACGUGAUAUGCUCUCAACCAAUAAAACACUAGAAAAAUGCGACUUUGACUAUUGAUAUAUAAUAAUAUAAUUUACUGUUUAAUGCAGAAGCUAUAAUUCAAUGGAUUAUGCAUCGAUGAUAUGUGCAAGUUAGUAAGAAAGUAUAGUAUAAUCAUGUUCGUGAUUUCAUGUAAGGUUGUCCUUAUACAAGCUAUUACCUGCAUAAAUUUUAAUCCUAAUUACUUAUAUUGUUCAAGAAGCCAUUUGAUCAAUUCCAUUGUUAAACCACUUUCUCAAAUCAUAUAUGACUUGAUUUCGCGAGUUAGAUAUAUGCACUUAAAGCGUGACUAACCACAAAUAUGACUUUUGGUAUGGGUAAUAUUUGGGUCAUUCGAAGAAAAAAUGUAAUGUAUCUCUAUAAUACAAAAUCCCAUCUUGAUCAACUUUUCCCCUGUCAAAAUUUCCGGAUAUUUCAAAUCAAUUUUCCUUUGUUUUUGUAUAAAAAACGGCUAUAAUAACCUCAUAUCCGGAACUUUGACAGUGAAAAAGUUGAUCACGUUUCUUCUCAUAAUGAUCCAAAUAUUACGCAUACCAGAACUUAUAUUUGGCGUUGAUCGCACUUUAAAAGAUGCACAUCUAAAACAAUAACACGAAUUUUCCCCGAGCCAACGGCGCAGCACGGAGCGAGAGUACCCGGCUAUUUACACCCGGGGAAAGGAAAACAUUAGCGAAGUCUAAAUUUCAUCCUGAUUUCAUCAAUGAUUGCGGGCGUGGGUCACUGUGCGUGGGUGGUCAUCUCACUGAUUUCAAAAUAUGGCUGUUUGCCAGGAAAGCCUGGAAAAUCGUUUCACAUAACAAAUUUUAAAACUUUUUUCAUUUUUUAAACGUAAACAUUUAUAAGAAUUGAUUUUAAUAGUAUGAGAAAUCCUAAAGUAUAGGGCAAGCUUGUUUCCAUUGUUUAUGUGUGACUUUGUAUUAUUAAAUCAUAUAGACUUUGUUCUUGUUGUUCAAAUCUUUCCCAUGCCUUGUACUGUAUGCAAAAGUCUCUUAGUUAAAUCAGGUUUUGUAGAAGUUCAUCAGUGAUAAAAGGGAAAGCAAAUUAUGUUCAUAAGCGUCCUGUACGAAUUAAAUUUAUUUUAUUUCAAAGUGCGAGUAAUAAGGUGAAGAGUAUAUUAGCUUAAUAUCGGCAAAAAGCAGUUCAUUUCAAUUCACAUUAAAAAAAAGUUUAGAUAGAGUUUCGUUUUGAAUUUUGCAUUAAAAUAAAGUCGAUAGAAAGCAAAAUAAUAAUAUAAUAUACCUACAUUUUUAUUUAAAAGUGUUCAAGUUUCAUCUGUUUUUUGUAGGUUUGUAUACGAAAAGUUUAAAAAACUAUCGUGUUGCCAUGACUAACAUGACGUGACAACGCAAGCCUGUGUUCAGUGUUGGCAUAAUUACGAAUACUUCAUGUUGAAACAAUGUUUGGAAAAUAUAAGCGAGGGGUCGUUUAAUGCAUGUAUUUCUAGUAAAUAAAUAACUAAACAAGAAUUCUGACGUCUUAUUUAAAAUUCUUCUAUAGUACGCAUGGAGAGAACAGAGAAAGGAGAUACUGAUAGAAAGCAAGGUGAAGAUAAAGCAACAGUUGCUGAAGAGGACACAAAAUCGACUAAAACUCGAGCUGUUGUAGAAGCUAACUCAAAUUUAACUUAUGAAAAUUAUGAAACUUCUAAGAAUUCAGAAUGUGGAGAUUCUAGGAAUUACAGUCAAGCAGGAGAAUCUGAUCGGAAAAUAAAUGAUGAUUCGGAGAAAGGUAUGAGCUGAUAUUUCAUUAUGUUGAUUAGCGUUAAAAUU